ACGAUCUUUCUUUGGAUCAAUCAAGGACGAAGUUUUGAAAUACUGAAGCCGCAUAUAAUCACAACAUUGCUCUACAUGGAGAACCUUUUUUGCAAAGAGCAAUUUCAUAAAGAUCAAGUUUUCGCACAUGCUUGGACGUUGGCGGUGGAAGAACAAUUCUAUAUCUUUUGGGCAUUUAUCAUCCUCCUCAUCCGACCUUUACGACCAUUUAUGAGGGCAACUGUCAUGAUCUUCUUGAUUGGAUUAUCGGUGGUAUACAGACUACACAUGUUUGCAAUCAGGGAUAUGGAUUUGAUGAGCAAGAGUUUAUCCGCUAAUGCUUAUGCAUUAUUAUCAGGUAGUGCACUGCAAUUAUGCUGGCAACCUUUGCCUAAAUGGACUGCACAUAGAUGGACAGGAUACACUGGACAAGUGAUGUUCGUUGGUGUUGUGAUGGCAAUGCGAGUUGACAGUAUUGUUUAUUCUGGUGCAAUUUGGGGACCUUUUAUCACCACUGUUGCUACUAUGUUGGUCGUUCUAGCCUCUGCUGGUCAAGGCAAUUUCAUUUUGGAAAAUAGUAUUUUGCGCUAUAUGGGACGUACAUCUUAUUCUUGUUAUCUGUGGCAUCACGUUCUUCUUUGGCUUACGGGUUUAUUCAAUCAAGUCACAAUUCCAGCAAUGGGCGUAGUCACUUUAUCAUUGGCUAUAGCACAUUACUCUACCAUCUACUUCGAAGAGCCAAUUCGAGAACUUUACAAGGACACUUUAUGGUUUAAGGAACAGAAACAGAAACUUGCUGCUUCUAAGAAGUUGUUACCUAGCUGAUGAAUGACCUAAUGAAUGCAUUAUACCAUAAACUUACAUAAGAAUGAGGACUUUUACUGUUUGAAACCGCAUAUGUACACCAUGCAAAUAAGCCUCUUACGCUCCUCCCUCAAAGAGAACAAUUACAUAUGCUGCCGAAAAACAAAAGAGAGUCUAGACGCAGAGCUGCAAGUCUGAAUCCAAUAAUGGAUGCCGAAAAGAG
Molecule: messenger RNA, 1006 nt
Organism: Meira miltonrushii
Lineage: Eukaryota; Fungi; Basidiomycota; Exobasidiomycetes; Exobasidiales; Brachybasidiaceae
Exons: 1
Coding region: 76-804 (242 amino acids)
Biological process (GO): polysaccharide biosynthetic process
Cellular component (GO): membrane
Molecular function (GO): acyltransferase activity, transferring groups other than amino-acyl groups
Source: RefSeq, a predicted model, not a curated record